Messenger RNA from Pangasianodon hypophthalmus (striped catfish), 860 nucleotides. RefSeq names its product peptidylprolyl isomerase Aa (cyclophilin A) (gene ppiaa). The coding region runs from base 114 to 608 and encodes 164 amino acids. NCBI's taxonomy places the organism in Eukaryota, Metazoa, Chordata, Actinopteri, Siluriformes, Pangasiidae. Gene Ontology annotation, biological process: protein folding; protein peptidyl-prolyl isomerization. Gene Ontology annotation, molecular function: peptidyl-prolyl cis-trans isomerase activity. The transcript is spliced from 5 exons. The record is from RefSeq and is a predicted model, not a curated record. Gene Ontology annotation, cellular component: intracellular membrane-bounded organelle.
CCUCCUUUUCCUCUCUCCUCCAUUUUCGAAGAACAUAGUAACCCGUCUGGGCGAGACAAAAGAUUCCCAAAAUCGAGCAUCAUUUAAACUAAUAUAUUUUAAAAUAAUCCAAAAUGGCGAACCCUAGAGUUUUCUUCGACAUCGCUGAAAAUGGAAGCCCGCUCGGCAGAGUUAUUAUGGAGCUGAGAGCUGAUGUAGUCCCCAAGACAGCAGAGAACUUCAGGCAGCUGUGCACAGGGCAGCCUGGCUUCGGCUACAAAGGCUCCACCUUCCACCGUGUCAUCCCUAACUUCAUGUGCCAGGGUGGCGACUUCACAAACCACAACGGAACUGGGGGCAGGUCCAUCUACGGCCACAAAUUUGAGGAUGAGAACUUCUCUCUGAAGCACACGGGGCUCGGCUGCCUGUCCAUGGCCAACGCUGGACCCAACACCAACGGCUCGCAGUUCUUCAUCUGCACAGCAAACACCAGCUGGCUGGAUGGGAAGCACGUGGUCUUCGGUCAGGUCGUGGAGGGCAUUGACAUCAUCAAGAAGGUGGAGGCCUACGGCAGCAACAGCGGCAAAACCAGCAGAAAGAUCGUCAUCGCCGACUGCGGCCAGCUCUAGACGCUGCCUGCCCCCUGUCCCACCCACGCCUCCUGCACACCCUGAUCUUAGUCCCCUUGAAACACUGCUCAAAACGCAACAUUCCUGUCCUGCUUCGACACCCGCUAGUCCAUAUCCCUUACACUGUCCACUGUUUUGACGAGUUGCCUUUUUUUUUUUUUUGGAUCGGUUUUCAUUUUCAUUUGCAAAUAGAAGCCCAUGGGCUGUGAGAUUUGUGUAUCAAAAUCUGAAAAUAAAAAGGGGAACAACGAA